Lolium perenne is the source of this 2441-nucleotide messenger RNA. RefSeq lists its product as uncharacterized. Gene Ontology annotation, molecular function: RNA binding. Lineage: Eukaryota; Viridiplantae; Streptophyta; Magnoliopsida; Poales; Poaceae. The record is from RefSeq and is a predicted model, not a curated record.
UUUCCACCUCCACCUCCUCGCGCUCUCUCUCUCUCUCUCUCUCGUCCCACCUCCCCAUCCUCAGGCUCAGCCCAGAUCCAGCCCCCCUAGGGUUUGCCUCCUCCUCCUCCUCCGCCGCCGCCAUGGAUCCCGACGGGGACGGCUCCUUCCACCGGAAGGAGGCCAUCUCCGCCGUCCAGGACGUCGACCAGUACUACGGCGACGACGACGACUACGACGACCUCUACAACGACGUCAACGUCGGGGACGGCUUCCUCCACGCCACCCAGCCGCCGCCGCCCCAGCCACCCGCGCUGCCUCCCAAGCAGCACCAGCCCCCUCCGCACCAGACUCCUCCUCCGCAGCAGCAGCUACCCUCGCCUUCGCUCCCGCUGCCCCCGCCUCCACCCAUGGGGGGGCAGCCGGACAAGCCACACAUCCCGGGCGUCCAACCAGUCCCCGCCCCCGCCAUGGACCGGCCCAACCCGGGCCACCUCCCGCCGCCGCCCCAGCCUCCCCUCGCCGCGCAGCCGCCUCACCACCACCAGAUCCAGACGGGCGGGGACGGCUUCCACCGCCAGGGCGGCGGACCCAACUACGGGGGCGGCCCGAUCGUGGUCGGCAACGGCGGGGGCGGCGACGGCCCCGGCGCCACCACGCUCUUCGUCGGGGACCUCCACUGGUGGACCACGGACGCGGAUCUGGAGGCCGAGCUCGUCAAGUACGGCCACGUCAAGGAGGUCAGGUUCUUCGACGAGAAGGCCAGCGGCAAGUCCAAGGGCUACUGCCAAGUCGACUUCUUUGACCCCGGCGCCGCCGCCGCCUGCAAGGAGGGCAUGAACGGCCACCUCUUCAACGGCCGCCCCUGCGUCGUGGCCUUUGCUUCGCCCAACACCGUGCGCCGCAUGGGUGAGGCUCAGAUGAAGAACCACCAGCCCAUGGGCCAGCAGAAUUCUGGCAUUCAGAAGGGUGGCCGAGGUGGUGGUGGUCCGCCUGGAGGCCCUGUUGGGCCUCAGGUUGGAGGAAAUUAUGGAGGAGGCGGCCGGGGAGGCGGAGGAGCUGGAGGUGGAGGUGGGGGUGGAGCAGGUGGUGGGAAUUGGGGUGGGAGAGGUGGGGGGAUGGGGGGUAGAGGUCCAGGUGGGAAUAUGAGGAAUCGGAUGGGUCCGGUCGGUGGCCGAGGAAUCAUGGGAAACGGAGGGAUGGUUGCUCCGCCGCCACCAAUGAUGCAUCCCGGCGGGAUGAUGGGGCAGGGUUUUGAUCCAACUGGAUAUGGUGCAGCUAUGGGAAGGAUGGGUGGUGGGUUCGGCGGAUUUCCUGGCGGGCCUGGCGGUUCACCGUUCCCAGGACUGAUGCAGCCAUUCCCACCUGUGGUCGCUCCUCAUGUGAACCCAGCCUUCUUUGGAAGAGGAGGUGGUAUGGGUGCUGGUGGGGUUGGGAUGUGGCCAGACCCAAGCAUGGGUGGCUGGGGUGGAGGAGGAGGAGGAGAGGAGCAAUCAAGCUAUGGGGAUGAUGCAGCAUCUGAUCAACACUAUGGAGAAGGUGGGAGUCAUGGUAAAGAGAGGCCGUCAGAGCGGGAAUGGUCUGGGGCACCUGAAAGGAGGCGCGAGAGGGAGAAGGAUUUGCCCCCACCACCAGAAUUGCCAGAGAGAAGGCACCGUGAUGAAAGGGAUAUGGGUCGUGAGAGGGAAAGAGAGAGGGACAGAGGUGAUAGGGAUAGGGAAAGAGAUCGGGACAGGGAGAGGGACAGAGGAGAUAGGGAGAGGCACAGGGAUGACAGAGAUCGCCAUGGUGAUUAUCACAGACACAGGGACCGUGAGUCCGAUCGUAAUGAAGACUGGGAUAGGGGAAGGUCAUCUGGGAGACGAAGCAGGUCAAGGGAGGUUGAUCACUCAAAGCGGCGACGAAUGUCGCACGAGUGAUGUGGCUGGAUGCAGGGUCUAGUGUAGGGGCAGCAGCAAUCCGAGGUGGCAUUUUUUUUGCACAUGCCAACUUUCUACCGUUCACUGCUUAUAACUGGUGGAUUUUUACUGCUUGUGUCUCCAGGCAUCUGUUGUAGCAUUAACUGAGAUCCACAAAAGCAGUUCGAAUAAGUGCAAAGCUAUGAUUUCAGCUUCCUCGGAUACAAGAUGUUGCCUUCUGCCUGCCGCCCCUACCUUCCAAGUGGGCAUAAUAUUGCCGAAAAAACUGUCAAAUGUGUUGUGAUUCUCCAAAAUACUAUUUUGUUUACUUUGUUCCGCGAUGAAAGAACAGUGAGACUGUACUAUUACUCUGUAUUAGGAUGAUCAACUGUCUGUAACUCUGUAUUAUGACUUUUUUAUUACCUCUUCUGCUGGUGAGAGACAAAUGAUCCAACGUUCAGCUGGUCCUUGCCUGAAGGUAGCUUGGCAGUGUUUGAUUUUUGUAGGCUUGGGCCUGUGUUGUACACUUUUAAGUUGUAACAAUUAUGUAUGCUUGUUACAUUA